Molecule: messenger RNA, 1281 nt
Organism: Rhipicephalus sanguineus (brown dog tick)
Lineage: Eukaryota; Metazoa; Arthropoda; Arachnida; Ixodida; Ixodidae
Exons: 6
Coding region: 1-1281 (426 amino acids)
Source: RefSeq, a predicted model, not a curated record
AUGGCGGAUCCAGCAGCGGCUCCAGAGGCGGCAGCAGUGGCGGCUCCCAACACGCAGCCGACCAUUCGCGUGGAAGUCGUAUUUACGCCGCUGGAGAGUUCUGUGCUGAGAGCAGCAGGAGUACUUGGCCGCGCUUCUGGCCAUCUUGAGGAACAUCAGGCCACCCAUUGGGCCCUGUAUUUUUACUACCCGAACGGAGACGUCCAGAUCGUCGAGGGCGUGCCCUACCAGAAGAUGCUGCAUUGCGUGAACAGCAUCAGCCACGUCGACUACCUGCGAGGGCACAUAAGGACCUCGAUUGAUCUAGACAAACAGCAGAACCUGACCGAAGACAAGAUACAAGAGGCGCUAAGGAACCCGCGUGUCGCCAAGCCGACGCCGUACGAUCUUGAAGAAAAUAACUGUCAUCAUCUCGCACGCCUAUUUCUCCGCCUGCUCGGCAUACGUGUUCCUCAAGCACUCAACACCGCCGAAGUGGCCGUUGCCAGAUUCAAGAACCACACCCUCACGACGGGCAUGGCGAUGGGCUUAAGCGGCAGCUGGCUUCUGUGUUGGCUGAGCAUUUCAACGUCAAUACAGCAGGUAAGCGCUACCAUUUCUUCAAUCGAGCAUCAGAUCACUGAAGGUGCACCAUGUUUGCCCGGUAUAGAGCCUGUUUUUAUACUGCGGAGGCAAUCAGUUUUUUUCAUUUUUAACUUAUUUACAGGGACAGUGGAAGGCUUUGUUGAUCUGGGAAAGUUCACCUUGGAGGAAGAUCGGACGACUCCAGCAGACCACGGGAUGGUGAUGAUGUUUCAACCUUUUCAAGGUGACUGGACACAGAUAUUGGGAGUGUUUUCAUCCAAAGGGAACAUCAAAGCAGAAAUGCUGGCGAAGCUUCUUCUAGAGGCCAUCCUGCUGUCAGAACAAGCCGGACUUUUCGUCGACUUUGUAUCCUGUGAUGGAGCAACCUGGAAUCGAAGCAUGUGGAGGUCAUUUGGAAUUGGCGCAUCCUCAGUCAAGACCACAUGCAACGUUACCCACCCUGUGGACCCCUCCAGAAAGCUUCACUUCUGCUCCGACUUCCCACAUUUAGUGAAAUGUGUUCGCAACUCAUUUGUAAGCACCGGGUUCACCACUCAAGACGGUCGUGCGUGUGUUGAGCACAUUGAGGCAGCAUGGCAGAAAGACAAAAGUUCUUUAACUCUGAAGGCCAUGCCACAUAUUACGAGAGUGCACAUUCGGCCCAAUUCGUUUGAGAAAAUGAAAGUUAACUUGGCGUUCACACUGUUCAGUGAUUAG